Nematostella vectensis (starlet sea anemone) is the source of this 1408-nucleotide messenger RNA. Its product is annotated as O(6)-methylguanine-induced apoptosis 2. The transcript has 11 exons. Gene Ontology annotation, biological process: epigenetic programing of male pronucleus. Gene Ontology annotation, cellular component: germinal vesicle; male pronucleus; female pronucleus. NCBI's taxonomy places the organism in Eukaryota, Metazoa, Cnidaria, Anthozoa, Actiniaria, Edwardsiidae. The coding region runs from base 233 to 1279 and encodes 348 amino acids. The record is from RefSeq and is a predicted model, not a curated record. Gene Ontology annotation, molecular function: chromatin binding; histone binding.
AACACUCUUUUUCUUUGAAGGUAUGGUUUUCAUUUACAUCCAGGAAAGCAUCCUUUAGCCUUUAAUACAAAAUAUAAAAACAAGGGAAGGUAAUAUUUUGUAAUUGAAAUAUCGUGAAAAAAAAAAUUGAGAUAAAGUGGGGGUAUGGAGACGAGAAGCAGUUGCUAUAGUAACUCAUAUGCGCGCGGGCGCGUAAACACCGAAGUUAGAAGUCAUUUGAGAAGAAGUCAAAAUGGCGGAUAGCGUACACAUAGAACAAUCAACGGGAAGGCCGGUCGGAGGAAGUGUGAAUGGAGGUAGACUACAUAGAGGUCAUGGAAAAGUAGCUGCAUCAGCAUCUAUACCCAGUAAAUACCAGACGAUCGUAUCUGACAACUCUGAGAAGAAAGGAUUCUUGUCGCGAAGCCGAAGAUUUGCCGACGGUGGUUUGGGUGCUAAUCCAGGUCCUGGAAGAUAUGAACAGCCAAGGCCAAUAGAGAUGGAAAGAACCUCAUUUUCUAAAAAAGGAACUGGUGGCUUUGCUUCAAAGAGCAAAAGAUUCCCAAGAAAGGCUAUCCGUGGGGAGUCUGGGCCAGGACCAGGAGAGUAUGAUCAGAAACUUCCUCAAGAACAUUACUACAACAGGUCAGGUGCCACAAGCAACUUCCAUCUCCCUAUUGCUGUAGCAAGGAAAGAAGACAAAAUAAAUUCAUUUCCUGCACCAAAUCACUACAAUGUUGGAAACAUCACUGGACGUGUUGCACAUGACAACAAUGUUGCUGCUUGUGCUGCUUUCCGGUCAAAGUCAAAAAGAAACUGGAUACUCUCCCAAGCAGGCCCUUCCCCAUGCCACUACACCAUCAAUGAUCAGCUGAUAAAAGAUGCACCUAAAGGAGUGACCGCACCUUUUAAAUCUACAACAGAACGCAAGAUGGCCAGGUCUCCCCUCCCGUUUCCUGGUCCUGGUACUUACAAGCCUUAUGAUGAAGGAAAAACACUGCACCCUCGGGAUCGACAUGGAUUCUUAAAUAAGCACUACCUGUGCAUAUCGGCACCUGCUCUACCCCUGCCCCUCCCAGAUCCUAAUCCAGGUCCAGGGCAUUACAACAUAGUGGAUUAUGAAGGUCCUCCCAAGCAUUUUAUGUCAAGCUCUGCAUUUGUUUCUGCAACAAGUCGAUGGGGAAAUGACGCAACUGUAGGUGGAGAUGAUGAGGCUCCUGGUCCAGCAACCUAUCGACCUCAGCAAACAGGCAAGCAGUCUUUUAUCUACAAUGCAAAUGCAAGAUGGGUGCCUGGAUAACAAAAGUAUUAUCAUUAUUCGAUCAAAUAUAUUUUGGAAAAAUUCACGUUUUAACUUAUUGUAUAUAUGUAAAUAUUCUAUAAUAGUUAUCGAAAGAGUGUUCUAAAAAAAUAAAGUCACCAUGUGUGA